Chinchilla lanigera (long-tailed chinchilla) is the source of this 1659-nucleotide messenger RNA. RefSeq names its product ribonuclease H2, subunit A (gene Rnaseh2a). Gene Ontology annotation, cellular component: ribonuclease H2 complex. The record is from RefSeq and is a predicted model, not a curated record. Lineage: Eukaryota; Metazoa; Chordata; Mammalia; Rodentia; Chinchillidae. Bases 696 to 1592 code for a protein of 298 amino acids. The transcript has 10 exons. Gene Ontology annotation, biological process: mismatch repair; DNA replication, removal of RNA primer. Gene Ontology annotation, molecular function: RNA-DNA hybrid ribonuclease activity; RNA binding.
UCCGGACCACCGAACCUGCGCAGGGGGGCGCUCGCUCGGCCCCUUGGCGCUCCGGGCGGUUGGAGUCCUGCAUGGCCGGGAGCCCUCCUGCGCUGUUGCUGCCGUUUUUGAUGCUCCUGGUGCCGGAGAUCCCUGCCCAGGUCUACCCAGACUACCAGUACUUCGGCCAGCAGGGCGAAGGUGACACCUGGGAGCUGCUGCGGCUGCAACAUCAAAAGGUCAAGGAGGACUCUAUCCUUGGCCCGUGGGGAAAGUGGCGCUGUCUCUGUGACCUAGGCAAGCAGGAGCGCAGCCGCGAGGUGCUGGGCAAGGCACCAGGCCCGGUGUUCAUGGACCGCGAGAGCCUGGUGCAGAGGAGGCCCUGCCGGCAGCGGGACUGUGCGUCUUGCCGGCCGUUGGACUGCGCCUGGAGGCUCUGAGCCACCUCUCCAGGAGGAGCCCUCGAAGCCCCAGGACGGAGUUUUCAAAGAGACCCUGCCCACACAGUACUGCAAACUACACUCUCAGCGGAACCCUUAUGAACUACAAUUCCCAGAAGGCCACAGGACGGUGUCUGUCGUGCAAGGCCUGCAGGGACGUCGGGGCGUGUCCUGUGUGCCAAUUGGUCAGAAUCCAGCGCCGCUCCGGGGCCCGCGGAAAACUCGCAGAGACCGGAACCUGCAGCGUUGGUUACUGCGGGUGUUGUCGGUGGCAUCAUGGACCUCAGCGAGCUGGACAAGGACAAUACCGGCCGCUGUCGCCUGAGCUCGCCUGUGCCCGCCGUGUGUCGCAAAGAGCCCUGUGUUCUGGGCGUGGACGAAGCUGGCCGGGGCCCCGUGCUGGGCCCCAUGGUCUACGCCAUCUGUUACUGUCCCCAGUCCCGCCUGGCAGAUCUGGAGGCCCUGAAGGUGGCAGACUCAAAGACCCUGUCGGAGAACGAGCGGGAGAGGCUGUUUUCGAAAAUGGAAGAGGACAGGGACUUUGUGGGCUGGGCCCUGGACGUGCUGUCUCCAAACCUCAUCUCCACCAGCAUGCUUGGGCGGGUCAAAUACAACCUGAACUCUCUCUCCCAUGACACAGCCUCAGGGCUAAUCCAGUACGCAUUGGACCAGGGUGUGAACGUCACCCAGGUAUUUGUGGACACUGUGGGGUUGCCAGAGACAUAUCAGGAGCGGCUGCAGCAGCGCUUUCCUGAUGUUACAGUGACUGUCAAAGCCAAAGCAGAUGCCCUCUACCCUGUGGUCAGUGCCGCAAGCAUCUGUGCCAAGGUGGCUCGGGACCAGGCCGUGAAGAGCUGGCAGUUCGUGGAGAAAGUGCAGGACCUGGACACUGACUAUGGCUCUGGCUACCCCAAUGACCCCAAGACGAAAGCCUGGCUGAGGAAGCACGUGGAGCCCGUGUUCGGCUUCCCACAGUUCGUCCGGUUCAGCUGGCGUACAGCCCAGGCCAUCCUGGAGAAGGAGGCGGAAGGUGUUAUGUGGGAGGACUCCGCAGCCGAGGAGCAGGAGGGAUCCAGGAAGAUCACAUCCUACUUCCAAAGCGAAGGCCUCCAAGCCCGCCCCCCACACCGGUACUUCCAGGAGCGUGGCCUGGAGUCAGCCACUGCCCUCUAGAAGCCAGCCAGCUACCCUCUGCCGGCCUCCCCUGCCUCCAGGAUUAAAGUUGUUUGAGGACAAGCGA